Molecule: messenger RNA, 2278 nt
Organism: Perca fluviatilis (European perch)
Lineage: Eukaryota; Metazoa; Chordata; Actinopteri; Perciformes; Percidae
Product: zinc finger protein ZFMSA12A-like
Exons: 7
Coding region: 142-2166 (674 amino acids)
Biological process (GO): regulation of transcription by RNA polymerase II
Molecular function (GO): RNA polymerase II cis-regulatory region sequence-specific DNA binding; DNA-binding transcription factor activity
Source: RefSeq, a predicted model, not a curated record
GUAGUGUUCAGCAUUUGAUUCAUGUAUUUGAUACAUAGACGAAUAGCAGCUAUUUUUGACUGCACGAGGACGUUUUUUUAAUUUAUUUAAGAAAGAUUCCUCAGUGUCAAUUCAACUUUUAUAGCACUUCGGGGGAAUAAAAUGGAGGGUCCCCUGCCCCUGUCCUCGCUGAGGCUCCUGGUUCCACCUCUGCGGGUGAUGACGGCUGUGAUGUGGAAGGUGGUUCGUCUGAGGAACGUCAUGCAUUAUGGGAAUGUGGAGGAGUUUGUGUCCUUGGUAACUGAAGCCAUCCCUGACAUCUUGACGGACAGACAGAUGACACUGCUCACUCUGGGCUUAAGAGCAAGGAUGACAUUACAGAUGUUAAGUUCUGACCAGUCAGAGGAUCUCAGAGGUGUUAAAACACGCUUGAACAGCCUCCUGGCAUCUAGCUCAAAACAGGUGCAUCCGGGUAAUGAAGAUCUUGAAGCCAACUUUGUCAGGCUUGUUCAAAGACUCCUGGAGGACCCAAAAGGGAGAGAGCACUUCCUCAAGAAUGUGUUUCCUGUGGAGUAUGGGCCUGACUUUGAUACGGCUCUGGAGACACUGAUUUGUGAGUUAUUUACCAAACUGGAAGAGUUGCUGCUUAUACCAGACUUUAAGCAGACCGCAGUGUGGAUCAGUGAUACGCCCUCUGUGCUAGAAGAGUACAUGCAGUGUGUAUCCAAAGCAGAUGACCUCAAAGUACUGCUCAGAAGCAAGGCCCACUGUGGUAAAACGACCAAGAUGGAUACCUGUUUGCCCUCUAUCUCAGAGCAGCGGCUCUUCUCAUCAUUAUCUCUCCCUCCUUCACUGCGAGAGGCCAACACCAAAGAUGUAGACUCUCACACACAAACAUUUCAAAACCAAAGAGAAUCUGAGGGGAUUUCUCCUCAGGACGCAGAAGACAUGGCGAUACAGGAUGUGAGAUGGAAAUCUGAGGAGGAAACAAACAUUCUGGACAGCAGCAAUGCACAACAAACAACAGGAGGGAAAUGCAGCGACAGCAUUCCUGAUGUUGUGGAGGAGUAUGAUGACGGAGGUUCAGGCACCUGCUGGGUUCCCUCUACAUCUACUGAGAGUCCUGUAUUGUCCAGCUCUAAGAUUGGCCCUCCAAAGCAGAGAGUUGCACACAAAUGCUCUCAGUGUGGAAAGUGCUUCAUUUACCGCUAUAAACUCCUGGAGCAUCAGAGGCUUCACACCGGAGAAAACCCUUUCAAGUGCUCUCAAUGCGGAAAGGCUUUUAGAAGGACCUCUGACAUGUCAACUCACAGGCGGUUACAGUGCGCAAAAGCAGCUUAUAUUUGCAUCAAAUGUGGGAAUAGCUUCCAAUCAAUACAGGACAAAUUAGGACACCGGUGUGGUCAUAGUGUCCAGAAGUUUGACUGUUCUCAGUGCGGAAAAAGCUUUAAGAAAAUGCACUUGCUGAGUAGGCAUGAGCUGACUCACACCCAGAACCGUAACUUCACGUGCAGACAGUGUGGGAAAGUGUACUCCAGUAUGAGAGAGCUGAAAUCCCACCAGAAGAUUCAUCCUCCGGAGCUGUCCAAUCAGUGCAUGCAGUGUGGGAAGUUUUUCAGCUCUGUUGCUGGUUUGACAGCCCAUGAGCUGCGCCACAGGCAACAGAGAACACAGAUCUGCGUGCGUUGUGACAAAGCUUUUAAGAACAAACAUGACCUAAAUCUGCACAUGCGCAGUCACACAGGCGAGAGGCCAUUUCAGUGCACAUACUGUGGGAAAUGUUUCUCUGUGUCAGGAAACCUGAACGUACACAUAAGGACCCACACUGGAGAGAAACCGUAUUUGUGCUCUGACUGCGGCAAGGGUUUUGUUUCAGCCGGCGAGCUGCAGAUACAUAGACGCACUCACACGGGGGAAAAACCUUACAAGUGCACUGUAUGUGAGAAGGGAUUCACCAUGGCAAGCAAAUUGACAAUUCAUAUGCGUGUUCACACCGGAGAGCGCCCUUACAUCUGUCCUGAAUGUGGGAAAGGUUUUUCACGUGGUGGCGAAAUGAAAAAACAUACCAUGAAACAUACGGGGGUGCGACCCUACGCUUGUCAUUUGUGUGCAAAGACUUACACAUGCCACAAUCACCUGAGGAGACACUUGAAAACUCACAGUGUAGUGAAAAACCAGGCUGUCUAAUUCCAUUGAUUACCAUUGUCAUUUUAUCAAACUGAUGUAGCGAUGCAACUAGCCUGUACUGAUUGCGGUGUUGACAGCAUGCACUUUGUAAUACACUCACCCUCUCUUGUAA